Messenger RNA from Salvia hispanica, 1234 nucleotides. RefSeq names its product tetraspanin10 (gene TET10). Gene Ontology annotation, biological process: auxin-activated signaling pathway. The record is from RefSeq and is a predicted model, not a curated record. Lineage: Eukaryota; Viridiplantae; Streptophyta; Magnoliopsida; Lamiales; Lamiaceae. Gene Ontology annotation, cellular component: membrane.
AUUUGCCCGUUUGUCCUCACCUUUCCUUGUCCCUAUCCAUUCUCUUGCUUCCACUCUGCAACCGCCAUUACACUCCCAUAUCGAAAGUUUCCAUCUUUUGCCUUGCACGCGAUUCUUGCUGCGUGUUGUGUGUGGAGUUCUUGACAUUGAGAGAGGUGCGGAGAAAAAGAUGAGUUCAGAGGCAGGAACAAGCACUUUUGUAAUCCGAUGGAUCAAUUUUCUGACAAUGUUGAUAGCUGUGGGCAUUGUUGGUUUUGGGGUGUGGAUGAACUCUCAUCAUGACAGUUGUAGGAAGUCUCUUACACUCCCUGUUAUAGGACUUGGUGCCGUUAUCUUUGUAGUAUCAGUUGUUGGAUUUUUGGGUGCAUUGAAGAACAAUUCAAUCUUGUUGUGGAUUUAUCUCAUCUUGCUUUGCAUCAUACUGGUGGCGAUUUUGCUCUUUACGGUCUUGGCGUUUAUAAUAACAAACAAUGGCUCUGGUCAUAACGUCGAAGGUCUCAGGUAUAAGGAGUAUCAGCUUCAGGAUUAUAGUUCCUGGUUUCUGAAACAACUUAACAAUUCUCAUAACUGGGGACAACUGAAGAGUUGUCUUGUCAGAUCAGAUGAUUGCAAUAACCUUUCCAAAAAAUACAAGACUCUCAAGCAAUACAAAUCCGCCAAAUUGAGCCCCAUUGAAGCGGGUUGUUGUCGACCACCAUCUGAGUGUGGUUACCCUGCUGUCAAUGCCUCUUUCUACGACAUGAGCUUCCACCCGAUAAGUUCCAAUAAAGAUUGCAGGCUCUAUAAAAACUCUAAGGCUACUAAGUGCUAUAAUUGCGACUCCUGCAAGGCUGGAGUGGCACAAUACAUGAAAGUUGAAUGGAGGGUGGUUGCAAUCUUCAACAUUAUUCUCUUCGUGGUCCUGUCGACGAUCUACUUUGUUGGGUGCUGUGCAAGACGACAUGCUUCCAGGAGUAACUCGAAAGUGUGAAAGAUAUGAAGUCCAGGCAUUUUGUAGAGGUGUCGACAUCUCUCCUAGCCAUAUUGUGGAAACGUGGACACAGAUUGCUGAUUCGCGAGGUGUCACGGAAAGCCAGAUUCAUUAUUCGCUUCAUCAUAUUCACGUUCCAGGUUUAGGCCAGUUGACCAUAAAACAGUGAGAGCUCACAUUCCUUUAUUGUAUUUGAGAUUGCCAAAAUGAGUUGUGUUGUGCCAUACACUUUUUAAAUACAUCAUUCGAUUCAUUGCUUGACAA